GUGUUUACAUUAAUACAGUUUGUGAUUCAAGACAUGGAAGCUAUAAAUCAAACAGCUGUCUCAGAAUUCCUUCUCCUGGGACUGACAGAUGACCCAGAUCUGCAGCCCCUCAUCUUCAGCCUUUUCCUGGCCGUGUACCUGGUCACCAUCCUGGGAAACCUGCUCAUCAUCCUGGCCGUCAGCUGUGACUCCCACCUCCACACCCCCAUGUACUUCUUCCUCUCCAACCUGUCCUUCACUGACAUCUGUAUAAGCACGACUAUAAUUCCCAAGAUGCUCACAAACAUCAAAACACAAAGUCAGACCAUCACUUACAGAGGCUGUCUCACACAGGUUGGUUUUGUCUUAGCUUUGGCAUUCUUGGAAAAUUUCCUCCUCGCAGUAAUGGCCUAUGACCGCUAUGCAGCUAUUUGUCAUCCACUGAGGUACACAGCCAUUAUGACACCCCGCCUCUGUGUCCUCCUUGUUGCGUUCUCUCUGUUAGUUAGCAUGUUAGAUGCACUGUUCCACAGUCUGAUGGUGCUUCGGUUGUCCUUCUACACAGUCCUGGAAAUCCCUCACUUCUUCUGUGAGCUUGCUCAAAUCAUCAAGCUUGCCUGUUCUGAUACUCUGCUUGAUACCGUCCUGAUAUACAUCUCAGCUUGCAUAUUUGCUGGCCUUCCUCUCUGUGGAAUCAUUUUCUCUUAUUUUCACAUUGUGUGCUCUGUUCUGAGGAUGCCAUCACCAGGAGGAAAGCAUAAAGCCUUCUCCACAUGUGGCUCUCACGUGUCUGUUGUGUCCUUGUUCUAUGGAACAGCUUUUGGGGUGUACAUUAGCGCUGCAAUAACUGACUCACCUAGGAAGACUACAGUGGCUUCAGUGAUGUAUUCUGUGGUCCCUCAAAUGUUGAACCCCUUUAUUUACAGUUUGAGAAACCGGGACAUGAAAGGAGCCUUGAGGGAACUCAUCAGUAGAGCAACUUCUCUUCCAUGUGGUUUCAUUCACUCUUGA
Messenger RNA from Chinchilla lanigera (long-tailed chinchilla), 990 nucleotides. Its product is annotated as olfactory receptor 7G2-like. Gene Ontology annotation, molecular function: G protein-coupled receptor activity; olfactory receptor activity. The transcript is spliced from 2 exons. Bases 34 to 990 code for a protein of 318 amino acids. Gene Ontology annotation, biological process: G protein-coupled receptor signaling pathway. NCBI's taxonomy places the organism in Eukaryota, Metazoa, Chordata, Mammalia, Rodentia, Chinchillidae. The record is from RefSeq and is a predicted model, not a curated record. Gene Ontology annotation, cellular component: membrane.